AUGGCAGGUUUAAGGACAUUCGAUGCAUUCCCAAAGACUGAGGAGCAAUACAAGAAGAAGUCUCAGAAGGGUGGUCUUUCUUCGUUACUAACGUAUUUAUUCCUAAUAUUUAUUGCCUGGACCGAAUUCGGUAAUUAUUUUGGUGGGUAUCUAGAUCAACAAUAUAUAGUGGAUCCAGAUGUUAAAGAAAAUGUACAGAUCAAUCUGGAUAUGUUCGUUAAGAUGCCUUGUAAAUUUUUAGAUGUUCGCGCUAGAGAUCUUACAAUGGAUAAUAAAUUAGCUGCAUCAGAAUUAAAAUUCGAAGAUAUGUCAUUCUUUAUUCCAUAUGAUACGAGAAUUAAUGAUAUUAGAGAGAUAAUAACUCCAGAAUUAGAUGAAAUCCUCGGGGAUGCCAUCCCAGCGGAAUUUAGAGAAAAGAUAGAUAUGAGAAUGUAUUAUGAUGAGAAUGAUCCAAGUUCUGCGGGACAUUUACCUGUGUUGGAUGGUUGUCAUGUAUUUGGCUCAGUGUCAGUCAACAGAUUACAAGGUGAAUUGCAAAUCACAGCUAAAGGGCAUGGCUAUCAAAGUCAUAUUAGAACUCCUAUGGAUAAGAUCAAUUUUGCUCAUGUAAUUAACGAAUUAUCCUUUGGUGAUUUCUACCCUUAUAUCGAUAACCCAUUAGAUGGUUCCGCCAAGUUUGACAAAGAUGAUCCAAUGACGGCAUUCGUAUACCAUACCUAUGUGGUCCCAACUAUAUAUCAAAAACUUGGUGCCGAAGUAGAUACCAAUCAGUACUCUGUUGGUGAAUACCGUUAUCAUAAGGAUGAUAAUUCUAUGGCUUCCAUGAGUUUAGUUCCAGGUGUCUUCAUCAAAUAUAAUUUUGAAAGUUUAACUAUUCUUGUAGCCGAUAAGAGGUUGAGUUUCUUACAAUUCAUCAUUAGAUUGGUGGCAAUUUUAUCCUUUGUGGUGUAUAUUGCAUCUUGGAUGUUUAUCCUAGUAGAUAUAGGUCUAGUCACUUUAAUGGGACCUAAAUGGUCUCUUCGUUACCAACCUGAUAUUGCAUCACAAGGUAUCCUAGAAAAAAAUUAG
Molecule: messenger RNA, 1068 nt
Organism: Maudiozyma saulgeensis
Lineage: Eukaryota; Fungi; Ascomycota; Saccharomycetes; Saccharomycetales; Saccharomycetaceae
Source: the annotation of a GenBank genome assembly